UCCCCAACCGGGACUUGGCAGGGUACUAUAAGUGUCGAAGGCAUUGGUCUCACAAUUGAAGAGGGUUGCGCCGCCAACAGUUUUGAAUGUGAACAAUUUUGGAAAAUGUCGAAUUUGAGGUACCUCAGACUACAGUAGGCUAAAAUCAAGGGAGAUAUUACGAAGCUUCCUCGAAAUUUGAGGUGGCUUGAUUGGCGAAAGUGCCAUUCGAUUCCCGAGCUAGAUAAUAUGCAUUUGAAGGAGUUAGUCAUUCUCGAUCUGUCUUGGAGUCCAGUCACCAAAUAUUCAAAAUUCUGGAAGAAAAUCUCAAAGAAGGUAGAAAAAUUGAAAGUCUUGAACCUACAAGGAUGUAGAAAGCUACAUGAAUCGCUUGACUUUCCAGCUCCCAUCAAUUUGGAGAUUUUGAUAUUGCGAGUCAAGAAGUUGCCCCUAGAACUGGCCCAGAUGAAAUUUUUGAAGGAACUUCUGAUUGACGGAACCGGCAUCAAAGUAAUUUAUAUUCGGAAAGGUUCUUUGCAGUUUCUUAAUAAACUUAGUGCCUGUGGCUGUGAAAAGUUGAAAGAUAUAUCCACAAUCAGCUACCUAGGGAGUCUCACAAGUCUUGCUUUGGAUGGUGCUGAAAAGGUGCGUGUUCCAAAAACUUUUGAAUUUCCUCAGAAACUCGAGAGACUUUCUUUAAGGGAAUGUCGUAUGUUUGAUAAACUUCCACCUUCCAUCGAUAAGCUGGGGGCUCGAGGUAAUGGACCUUUCAUCCACUGGAAUCACAGAACUACCAGAGUCAGUCAAGGAAUUGAGAAAUUUGAAGACGCUGAAGAUGGAACACACUCACCUACAAAAAUUUCCUGAAUAUAUUGUGAAGUUAGAGAAACUGGAAGAGAUAGAUUUCUCUGGCUGCAUAAGUUUGGGGGCCCAGUUCCUUGUGAUAUUUCAGUAUUAUCCUGUUUAAGAAUUUUGAGAUUGUCGUCAUCCAAUGUGGCUGGGCUGACUCAGGACAUUUGCGUUCACUCUAGCCUCCAAAUCCUUGACAUCCUUCAAUGCAAACCGACUUCAAGAACUACCAGCGUUGCCCUCCAGUUUAUUCAGUCUCCGCUGGGGAUCCAGAAACAUGGAAGUCCCCAACUUGUCAUAUCUGACAAAUCUGAAAGAGCUAUGCUUAAAUGAUGAUGAGCAGCCAGAAGGGGGGUCAUCGAGUCAGACCCCAAAUGUCGAGUGGAUCACGAGAUUACCAAGUCUAGAGACCUUGCAAUUGUCCGUUUCAAAGGUCACCAAUCUCCCUGGGAAUUUUAGUGCCCUUACUCAGCUCCGGGAACUCUCUUUAUCCUACAUGAAGGAGCUAGACCUCACACAACUUCCCUCCUCAAGCUUAUUGACUUUGCGGCUCAAAUACUGCAAGAUUCCGGAGCCAACAUUUUCUAGUCUGCAACAUCAUCUGUCAGAACUAGAACUAGAAUACUGCGAAUUAGCAGAGAUUGAUGGUCUUAAAGAUUUAAAUCGUUUGGUAGUCCUGACAUUGUCUCAUUGCAAGGGUGUGACAAACCUUAACGGGCUCAAGGAUUUACGACGUCUCAGGAAGGUGAAAGGUAUCUUUGAAGAUCGACCCAGUCUACCAAAAUUAUCCAAGCGUGUUAAACAGGACAUAUACCCAGAGGCUUAAUAGUCUCUGUCCUGUACGAACUGCUGUUGUACUUUCGAGUCUUCGACAGGACAUCUCCUUUUAGUCUAAGAAGCUGGAUUGGAGAGCGACCUAAGGGUAACAAACUACCCCAGGCAAAUUCUUGGCAUCCAGCGAUUGGUAGCGGCGUCAACAGUCCCUCAUCAAACCAUUGCUGAAGGUAACCCUACACUUGAAUUGCUGCAUAUAUUGUCAGUGUUCUAUUUGUACUGCUUUUAUAAAGGUGUGAUUCACCAAAACACCGUUCACUGUU
Messenger RNA from Eucalyptus grandis, 1925 nucleotides. RefSeq names its product disease resistance protein RPS4-like. NCBI's taxonomy places the organism in Eukaryota, Viridiplantae, Streptophyta, Magnoliopsida, Myrtales, Myrtaceae. The record is from RefSeq and is a predicted model, not a curated record. The transcript is spliced from 4 exons. Bases 229 to 846 code for a protein of 205 amino acids.